Messenger RNA from Vigna umbellata (rice bean), 877 nucleotides. RefSeq lists its product as uncharacterized. The record is from RefSeq and is a predicted model, not a curated record. NCBI's taxonomy places the organism in Eukaryota, Viridiplantae, Streptophyta, Magnoliopsida, Fabales, Fabaceae.
AUAUGUUGUUUGAAUUUCGAAAUUCGUUUUGCUAGGUCAUGGCAUCACUACCCCAAAUGUCUGUCACAUUAGGAACUUGCAUAAGCUCAAAAAUUAAGAUGAGUGACGGACGACUAUACAUUGCUCAAAUAAACAACAUGAAGAAGAGUAAUUGUUUGAAGGCUGCGUUGUUUCCAUUGACAUUGGUGGGAGAAAAGAGGCCCAAAAUAGGGUUACGGAAACAGCCAAGUGAAAAAUGGAAAGUCGGGGUAGGGGAAAGUGGUGAGUUGGUGCCACGUUCAGUUAUAGAGAGCGCUGUCAAAGAUUUCCACCGUGCCUUCAAUGAUAAAAACAUGGAGGAAAUGCAGGAAUUGAUUUCGGAUGAUUGUGAGUACCAGGACUACCUCUUCUACAGUCCCUACAAAGGCCAGGAGAAUGUGAUGAAGUUCUUGGAGAGCGUUAUGGAAGCGAUGGGUCCAAAUAUAAAAAUUGCUGUGCGAGAUAUCAAUGUGGAAGAUGUCCAUGUUACCAAAGAGGCCAAACUCAUGGCUACGGUCUUUUGGCACUUGGAGUGGGGAAAGGAGAAAAAGAAGCUACCCUUCUCAAAAGGAUGCAGAUUCUUUUGGUUUAAAGAAGUUGAAGGAAGAUUGGUUAUUAGCAAGAUAACAGGCUUGGAGGAACUUCCAAUUAAACCGGGUGAACUAGUACUGAAUGCCUUAAAGGCAAUUAGUACUUUUUUGGACAGCUAUCCACCCAUGGCUUCAGCGUUGCUUAACUAUCCUGCCUUUCAAGAUGAUUGAUGGCACACAUGAUUGGGUCGGUGAAGUCCAUCACAUGCUUUUAACACUUCAAAUCUCCUCCUAUUUAUGAAUCUACAAUAUUUAUUUUUAAAAUUUGU